Messenger RNA from Dinoponera quadriceps, 2054 nucleotides. Its product is annotated as dipeptidase 1-like. The transcript is spliced from 12 exons. Gene Ontology annotation, biological process: proteolysis. The record is from RefSeq and is a predicted model, not a curated record. Bases 257 to 1567 code for a protein of 436 amino acids. Gene Ontology annotation, molecular function: metallodipeptidase activity. Lineage: Eukaryota; Metazoa; Arthropoda; Insecta; Hymenoptera; Formicidae.
UAUGUAUUAUAUAACGUAUAGAGCGUUUGCUAGUCGUUAUUUGAAUAUAGUUGUUUAAUAGCGUGCGCGGAGAAGAAGGGAGAGAUCAUUUUUGCCGUCGCGUCUCGCGUGCGAACGGAGGUACAGCUGCGUGCGAACCGUGCACUGGAGGGAGGAGAUAUAUCAAUCGUAGCAGGUACCAAUUGCGAGGCUUCUUCUUUCAACAGUACAUCGCCUACUCUCAACAACGCCGGGGGAAUGCUCGACCACGUUCGGCAUGGGCAACAUUUCUGUAUGUUGUACGGGAAAAAUGGUGUAUAUUAAUGUCGCCGUCUGCCUGUUAGUUCUUUUGCUUAUGAUCGGAUUAUCCGUGGGACUAAGUGUGAACACAUUUAAAGGCCGAGAUGCUCUCGACUCGGCACCGCUUAUUGAUGGUCACAACGAUUUACCUGAGAAUCUCUAUGAAAAGUUGAACAACAAUUUAUCAGCCUUUCACUUCGAAGACGACCUGAGCAACGACGAUGUCUGGGGAAGAACCGCCUGUUCCGUAUGUUUCACCGACCUGCCUCGUUUAAUUGCAGGAAAAGUAGGUGGACAAUUCUGGGUGGCGUAUACCGGGUGUGAAUCGCAAUACAAGGAUGCCGUGCAACGGACGUUACGGCAGAUUGACGUGAUUAAACGACUGAUCAAGCGAUAUCCGGCCAAUCUGCGAUUAGUUACCGCCGCGGCGGACAUCGAAACCACGUGGAAAAGCGGCAAAAUUGCAUCUAUGAUAGGCAUCGAAGGUGGUCAAUCCUUAGACUCGAGCCUUGCGGUUCUCAGGCUCUAUUAUGAGCUUGGAAUACGCUAUAUUACCUUGACUCAUACCUGCAACACACCUUGGGCCGAUGCAUCAUCUGUAAAUGAUGGAUCUGUGUACAAUCUGACGGAAUUCGGACAAAAAAUUGUUCACGAAAUGAAUCGAAUCGGAAUGAUAGUCGACUUGGCGCACGUGUCGCACAAUGUUAUGAGGGAUGUGCUCGCGGUAACGAGGGCUCCUAUCAUAUUUUCGCAUUCGUCCGCCUUUAGUGUUUGCAACAACUACAGGAACGUUCCUGAUGACGUCCUGCAUUCGGUCAAAGAGAACAAGGGUAUCAUUAUGGUAAAUUUCUAUAGCGGUUUCGUAAACUGCAAUUCUUCAAGAAACGCUACAUUGGAGGACGUCGUAGAUCAUAUAAAUUAUAUACGAAAUCUUAUCGGAGUGGACCACGUUGGUAUUGGUGCAGAUUACGACGGUAUAAAUUCGGUGCCGGAAGGCUUGGAAGAUGUAUCGAAAUACCCCGAUCUAUUCGAUCGUUUGUAUGAAAACAAAGAAGAAGAACCAACGUGGACCAAAGAGGAUUUGGAGAAACUGGCUGGUAGAAACUUUAUACGAGUUUUCCAGGCUGUAGAAACGGUGCGGGAUUCUUUAUUGUCCGAACCACCUCGAGAAGACAUUAUCACUGGAAAUGAAUUAUAUAUCGCGCAAAAGAGAGCAGGACUUAAACCAGGCGAAUGCCAAACUGCAGAUGAAUGGAAAAAUAUAAAUCCAAUAUUAAAAACUGAAUAGGAGAGUACAAAAGAUGCGAAUACGAGUGUUUUGUCGAUGACUCAAAUAAUGUUUCCACAUAAAAUUGAACGACAUCCUCUGCAAAAAUACUAAUAUUAUUACUAAUAUUAGAAUUACUGCGAUUAAAUCCUUUUCUUCUCUAAAAUAAAUAUUUUGAAAUAUUUUCAAAAAAAAAUAUUCUAAAAUAAUGUUGCCAUAUAGAAGAGUGAAAAUAACUUGGUUCUUCGAUAUAUAUAUUGCGCUAUUCGCGUGGCAAUUUUCGCGAAUGAAUUAAAAUAUGUUUAUAAUAUCAAGAUAAAAUAAGAAGAAUAUAAUAAAGAUGCAACUUACAGAAUGGAAAAUAUAUCUAAUAUAAUAUUUCAUGCGUGCUAUAUAAAUUAGAUGUACUUGUUAUCUACUCUUAAAGAUAUCUGUCUUAAGGUAUUAUCUUCACAUCAAAUAAUUUGUCAGCAAUGAUUUAUCUGAUUUAACUGCUCAUCGUGUGAAG